Messenger RNA from Aspergillus puulaauensis, 861 nucleotides. Its product is annotated as SRR1 family protein. Bases 1 to 861 code for a protein of 286 amino acids. The transcript is spliced from 2 exons. The record is from RefSeq and is a predicted model, not a curated record. Lineage: Eukaryota; Fungi; Ascomycota; Eurotiomycetes; Eurotiales; Aspergillaceae.
AUGCCCCACACUCGGCGCAAAAAACCUUCCUCCAACCAGCACAAGCGCCUCCAAGUCACUGACGACUCCGGCUGGACGCACGUCACAACGACCAAACACGCGCGCCGCGUCCCCCGUCAACCGAACUCGAAACACGGUCAGAUCCAGCAAGACGAGGAGGCCCUUGGACCCCUCGAACCCGCGGAAACACCAGCGAAAACCUCGCUGGCUGACCUCCAGAGCCAAUUGGGUCUCUAUCGCGAACGAUGGGAGGGGUCUGCGACUUGGGAAUGCGCUGUGCGGGGCUUGCAGCGCGCGUUGCCGGGCUGCGAAAAUAAAGGUGUAGGUGAGCCUGAAGGCGAUGCCGAUGCCGAUGCCGACGACGACUCGCACUCGGGAGUAUCAGUCGUAUGCAUCGGCCUUGGAAGUCCGAGCGGAUUCUUGCGCGGAGGUUGGGUCGAUCGUCGCGCUGUAUCGAUGUACCAGUUAGCUGCUCUAGGAAGUAUAAUGAACUGGAUAGAAAAGAAUACUACGCCGGACACCCUGAAAGCCUUUGCACAAGACCCCGUCUUCAACAAGCACGACACUGAGCUUCUCAACGACCUAAACAUAACCGUCGUCACGCACCCAUCCGCAUUCGAAAAAGUCACACCACGAACCUUUCUCUUUUGCCCCGGUGCGGAACGGCGACAUCUCGAGACCCUGCUUGCGCGCGAUCCGGCAUUCGUGUUUGGAGGUCCCCUUGAAGAUAUAGAUUCCGAUGUUGUGAGAGGGUUUGUCGCGAAAAGGGAAUCGGUGCAGUUGGCUAGGUUUGAGGAGAUGGAGACGGCGUUUUGGGGGAUGAGGGUUUAUUAUCCUCCGCAGACAUCAUCGGAUGGGUGA